Messenger RNA from Habropoda laboriosa, 969 nucleotides. RefSeq lists its product as uncharacterized. The record is from RefSeq and is a predicted model, not a curated record. The transcript has 4 exons. Gene Ontology annotation, cellular component: membrane. Gene Ontology annotation, biological process: septate junction assembly. Bases 440 to 946 code for a protein of 168 amino acids. NCBI's taxonomy places the organism in Eukaryota, Metazoa, Arthropoda, Insecta, Hymenoptera, Apidae.
CACAGUGUGGAGCUGCAUGUUUCCUCGACGAUUCCACACUGUUCGGUGACGAUCAGUGUACCAAGACUCUCGACAAAACCGGUGUUCUCUCGUCGAUUGAUCGAAUCGACCAUCGAUUCGAGUUUCUAGGAUUAAUUCGAGCCAAGUUGAGUACGAAGAAAUUUGCAUAUCUUCGACGCGGUGGAGAGAAAGAAAUAUCGAAAGUUGACUGAAAAGUGUGUGCUAUUCGGAGAAUUUCUGAAUAGAGAAAGAGUUUGAUAGUAUUACGUGAGAUCCACGUGGGAGAAGUCUCAUGAAUAAGCAUUGAAAAGAGCAGGUUCAAUGCGCUUGAUGAGAGGCGAUUAGCAUCUGGGGGUGGAAAGAAUUUAUCGUGGACAAAAGGGUUGAGCUGAAAUCUUUCAAACUGGGUGACGGCAGAGGAAAACACCGUAGAGUCAGAAUGGCAGAUGAGAAUCAGCAGGAGCAGCACGUACGCAAGGAACGCAAAGUGUUAAGACACCUGCCGAUUCUGUUGAAAAUUUUAGAAAUUAUCCUAGCUGUACUCGUGAUCGGUUUGAUAGUCGAUCCACUGAACUCGUACCAAAAAAUCCUAAUCAGGACACACUUCAAGCUAGACGAUGCUGCCAUAAUUUACGUUACUGUCGCCGGUUACCUGAUAAUCAACUCGCUCUUCGUCAUUUGCCACUUUAUGGGCGAUCAAAUACCAAAACGAACGUUGAUAAUAUUCGCCACGGUCGGUGCACUUCUACACAUCGUCGCUGGAAGUGUAAUUGUCUAUAAUUGGAAGAAGAUUCUCGGCCCUUAUUACAACAACAACGAAUUCUACCCGAGCAAACAGUACAUGGACAUGUUCAUAUCUGGCGCGGUGUUCACAUUUGUGAACGCGCUGGUUUUCAUAUUGGAAGUUUUCUUCAUUAUCAAAGUUUCACCGAAGGUGACAGAGUGAACAACGUAAGACGAAUAAAUUAG